Molecule: messenger RNA, 5011 nt
Organism: Maniola jurtina (meadow brown)
Lineage: Eukaryota; Metazoa; Arthropoda; Insecta; Lepidoptera; Nymphalidae
Product: elongation of very long chain fatty acids protein AAEL008004
Exons: 9
Coding region: 477-1415 (312 amino acids)
Biological process (GO): very long-chain fatty acid biosynthetic process; fatty acid elongation, polyunsaturated fatty acid; fatty acid elongation, monounsaturated fatty acid
Cellular component (GO): endoplasmic reticulum membrane
Molecular function (GO): fatty acid elongase activity
Source: RefSeq, a predicted model, not a curated record
AAUGGCAACUGGCAACACUAAAAAUUGAAAUUUCAGAUUCAGCCAGGAAGGAAAAAGUUGGGAGUGAAAUUGAAUUGGGCUUAGGAGUGUUUAAGUGGGCUAAUAAAAAUGCUUGUGUUAGAAAAUUUGAUUUAAAUUAUAACAACAACAUUUUGUGAUUUUAUCAACAAUGUUAUUUAAUAUCCAGAAGCUGUUGAGGAUAAUUAAAGAUUUAUGUACUUAGUUGACAGCUAUUUUUAUAACCUAAAUUAGUCAUCUAUAAAAGUAAUAAAUGAAUAGGUGACGAACAUCUGCAAUUGCAUUAAUAUUAGUUUAAUUUUAUAAUGCUGCAACGCUGUGAUGAUCAACAGUGGUGAUAAUAUUAUCAGCGAUUCUAUUAAUUGAUAUUCUAUCAACUUGUUCCAAGCAGGGGCCUGUCGCUGCUGUGAUACCAAAUCAAUUGAUAUAAUUAGUUAGUAGGAAAAACUAAUCCAAAGAUGGACAGCCUCUACGCUUGGUACAAGGACUUAAUUGAUAAUCGGAGCGAUCCCAGGGUAAAGGAUUGGCCAAUGAUGUCGUCACCCUGGCCAACGUUGGCUGCGUGUGUAUGCUACGCGGUGUGCGCGCGAAAGAUUGGCCCAACGCUGAUGGCUAACCGCAAACCCUUCGAACUUAGGAAUAUACUCGUAGUCUAUAAUAUGGCACAAACUAUUUUCAGUGCGUGGAUAUUUUAUGAGUAUUUGGCGAGCGGAUGGUGGGGCCACUACGACUUCAGGUGUCAACUCGUCGACUACUCACGGAGCCCUAGAGCUAUGAGGAUGGCGAACACAUGCUGGUGGUACUACUUCAGCAAAUUCACGGAGUUCUUCGACACGCUGUUCUUUGUGCUGCGCAAGAAGAACGAGCACGUGUCGACGCUGCACGUCAUCCACCACGGCAUCAUGCCCAUGUCCGUCUGGUUCGGGCUUAAAUUCGCGCCAGGUGGUCACAGUACAUUCUUCGCUCUGCUGAACACGUUUGUGCACAUCGUCAUGUAUUUCUACUACAUGGUGUCAGCCAUGGGCCCCAAGUACCAGAAGUACAUAUGGUGGAAGAAGUACCUCACCGCCUUCCAGAUGGUACAAUUCGUCCUUAUCUUCAGUCACCAACUGCAGGUGCUGUUCCGGCCAUCCUGCCAGUACCCGCGCGUGUUCGUGUACUGGAUCGCGAUGCACGGCUUCCUCUUCCUGUUUCUGUUCAGCGACUUCUACAAGGCGCGCUACAACAAGGCCGGCGGUAAACCGAAGAGGACCAACGGCCUUUGCAUGACCGUGUUGGAAGAGAGCAGUUCCCUAAACGGCAAGAACGGCUACAAGCACGAAGAGGGCUCCGCAGUGCCCAACUCGUACGCGUCGUCGGCCGCGGACGCGUUCGUCAGGCGCCGACCGUUGCCCUAGUGCCCCGACCCACGCUCAGCUGUGGCAGCUCUGCGCUCGACUGCCAUCCGUCCGGAUUCCGGAUACGUCUCCAUUGUAAUCACGUCUGAGUUACAUUCGGAUAGGAUCUCGAUUUGAUCCUGCCAUUCUAUACACAGCUUAUAAUAUAUUGUGUUUCAUUUACUGCUAAACUCUAUUUUAUACGCUGUUACAUUCGAUGUUUUGAUACUCUCGAUUUCUCCCCGCGAUCCGGGAUUCUGCGAUCGUAGCGAUGGUAGCCCUAUCCGCGAAGCUGUGUCCACGAGCUGUCGAGGGCAAUCCAAAUAUAUUAGGUUAGGCGAAACUGUUCGAGGUGGUAACGAUUAUUCUCUUUGUGGUGACGAUGACGGUGUCACAUGGAGGGGCUCCAGUCACAUGAUAGGGUUAACCUCGUUUAGCCAAAUCUGGUGACCUCAACACUUCCCGCAACAGUAGUCCCCUCUCCCCUCUAAACUUACCGCUAGCUUUAAUUAGAGUUGAGGCAGUCUCAACCGCCUUAGCCGACAGUGGAACCGUUUCGGGUCCCCUUAGUCUAAAAGUUAUUAUUAGCAUUUGCGAAAUAGUUAGAACCCGCCUUUUAAAUUAUCCGGGGGUCUGUACUAUUGAAUCGUGUGUACACUUCAACGUGUCCCACCGGAACAUUUGUACAUAGAAAUACACUUACGAGUAACUUCAUGAAAAAUGUACAAUACUUCGCACAGUGGGGUUUGGUUUCGGCCGCUUUACGUGCGCUAGUCAUUCCGUCGCAUCUCCGAGUCCAUAUUGCUGCAAUUAUACCGAUGUCUCCCUGAACAUAUGUUUCCGUUUUCAGUUUUGCUUUGAAUGCAAAUGGAUUUGAUAGAUCGACUGCAAUCCCGCACUUAUAAUCUCAGGCGCGUCAAAAUGUACUGCAUGCCGGUUGGAAAGUUUUAUCCGUAAAGUUAAGAUUUUAAACCAUGAUGCACAACUUCCCAUUCGCCCUCGAGAAUUGUAUCAUCGAAUGCCUUACAUUAUUAUUUUAAGUACAAACCCUAGACUAUGAAUCGUUGAAUUACUAGUUAUCUUGUAAAUGUUAUAUCGGUUUCGGAGAUAAGUAUAAUUUUCCUUUAAUGUAUUUGUAUAUAAUAAUUUGAGAUGGCGAUAUGUCAUUUAAAUGUUUUAAAAGUUUUAACGUAAACUUUGCUGCUAGCGAAGUGAACGAUUGUACAUACGAUGGAUGAAUAAUGUUCUAGCAAUGGUGUUGUUUUACUGCUUUAUGUAUAAAAUGUCUCAGGUUUAUAUAAUGUACAUAUAAUUUUUAUGGUCAAGUUUAUGAGUCGUUUAUGAGUCUUAAUCAUAAAGUUACCAUAGAGUUCUUGAAAUCCAGUGUCAUUUAUUAAUUUCAAUUUUGUUUUUUAUGUGCUCAAGCAUUUAUUAUAGUUUUCAUUUUGUAUACCAUGUAAUACUUGUGUAAGUCGAACAAAUGAUAUUAACAAUUUUAAAUAUUGUAUUCGUAUAAAAAUCUUAACAUAUUUAUAUUAGCAAUUUUAUUAUAAGGAACCUUUGCACACACAAUACAUGAUAAUUGCGAAUAAGUUGAGUUGACCCAUACAAAAUGCUUAUUAGAAAGUUUUAAAAUCUAUUUUAGGAACUUGUUGUAGAGAUUAUUAAAGAAAAAAUAGAUCCUUAGCCGUUAAAAUUAAACGUUAAUACGAACAGAUUAUACAAAUAUGGAAUUAAAUAUCACCUGUAUUUAGUAUUAGAUGUUACAACGUCAACUCAACUUAUUUUUAAAAUAAACGGCAUAAAGGGUAACGGAUGAAAUAUUUAGGAACUUGCGCCGUUCUGCCGCCGAAUUUAUAGAAUUCUUAAUUUAUUGACCUAAUAGGCGUGAAUAAUAAACAAAAUCAGGGGAUCCUAUUGUCAAAGGAAUGCCUCAAAAGAUUGAUCUUUUUACCUUGAGGUACAUACAAUAAAUCUACACUCUAUCCGCCGAAAGAAGUUGUACAGCGUUCUAUCUGUUACGCAAUUCCAUAUAAAUUGUUGAGAAAAAAAUCUCAGUGGGCGCUAACCAUUUUGUGGCACCAACCAAUCACAAACGAAACUAUGUUUUCUAAUUAUUUUUUUAAAAUGUUUUCGAAUUAAAUUUUGAAUGUUUUUAAAAAUAUGUUUGUGAUUGGUUGGUGACUCAAAAUGGUUUACGCUCACUGAGGUUUUUUGCUUUUUAAUUUGUAUGGGAUCACGUAACAACAGAGCGAACGCUAUACGAACUUCUUUUCACAGAUAGAGUAAAACCAAAGCUUGAUUGCAUGUAACCUAUCUCUGACUUUUGUUAUAAUUUUGCAGUUGAAGAAUAGGUAUUCUUUGUAACAUCAUCAGACUAUGAUGUAUACCUACCUACCAGAUUCGUUUUAAGAGCUGGUCACACUUGCAACUUCCCACGCUACAAAAAGUCGUAAAAAAUACUACAAACACAACGCGACGUUUUGUCGAGUGUUUGUAGAGUGCUUCUGUGUGUUUAGAAUGCGAUUUUACUUCUCAGCAGCGUAAUAGAAUUGUCUAGACACAAUAACGUUCAAGUAAAAUGGACAUAAAUAUGCUUGACAUAAAGUUAAGAAUUCAGUACCACCGAUUUUAAUUUCACAAGGUCUCCGCUUGGAGCGCUGGCACUAGACGUACAAGUACGAACGAAAUUGAACUUAAAAACAAUCCCGUUAACGUCCAUUUUACUUCAACGCUGACUUGUAUUGACGUACGAAUUCUAUCAAACGUUGUGAGAUGUUAAAUCUAAGCAUGUUAAGGCUUAGCGUCCACUAGAGCCGAAUCGAUUCGCAUUAAGAAUUCCUUGCUUUCUAUUCGAACAGAUUUUAGUCGAUUCGACUCGACGGCACGCUGUGGUUAUUUGGUAAUGGAUACAGUUCCAUAGUCAUUCAAAUGGACAAAUGAAUGCGAUUCAAUUCUGCGACCAAAUGGAAAGAUGGCUUUACAAGUGUUUCAGAUUUAAGGCCAAAAGUCAAAACCGCGACGUGACUUCGCGUUGUCUAAGAUCGCGAGCGUGAUUAGCGUCGCUAGUCGUAGACAAAAUAGGGGCUAGGUGUGUUCAAACGACACCAUAUUAAUUAUCCUUUAUGCGAUGCAUUAAGGUCGUCUGAAUAGUCCUCUAAAGAAGCCCCAAUUUUAACUUUGAAUUCCGGUGUAAGAGUGUCAUCGUAGUUUUACAAUGAUUGCAAAACAAGUAGUCCAACCUGAAGUUGCGACAUGGCGGUUUACGCAGGUCAUAGACAAGAUAAUUAAAUACAGAAGCCCGGCUGAGAUCUUGUUUUGUACAAUGCGCAGUCAUACGUCACGUGUUCAGCUUGGACUAUUUGUUUUUGCGCGCACUAUGCGCGUCGCGAAUUCGCAUCGCGGAAUUGAGUUCGCCCUUAAUUACUGUAUUGAUUAAUGUGUUGAUUUAGUAUCACGUUUUGGUGUAUAAUGCUUUUUAUGUGUGGUAUGGUCGGCAAACGGUCGCUUUGGGCGCAAGCAGGCGGAGCACUGCGACACGAUGCUCAAAUAUUUGCUGCGAGUUCACUAUUUUGCAACCUUUAUUUAUUAUUUUAAUAAAGUAUUUUAUAAAAUUU